CAGAGGCCGCUAGAGGGCGCGGCGCCAGAGAGCUAAUGGGGCGGUAGGGCUGCGCGAUCCACACUUCCUCCCCGCCGCUUUGGCUGUGCCUUCCACCUGGAGGGAGAGAGAGAGAGGGAGGUGGGCGGCCUCCAGGGGCCCUUCUUCGGAAAGCCAGAGCCUUCCUUCCAGGGCCAGCUGCAGCCAUGUCCAAGCCGCCCCCGAAGCCGGCCAAACCAGGGCAGGUCAAAGUUUUCAGAGCCCUGUAUACAUUUGAACCUAGAACGCCAGAUGAGCUGUAUUUUGAAGAAGGAGAUAUCAUCUACAUUUCUGAUAUGAGUGAUACAAAUUGGUGGAAGGGGACCUGUAAAGGACGGACUGGACUAAUUCCCAGCAACUAUGUGGCUGAACAAGCAGAAUCCAUUGACAACCCACUACAUGAAGCUGCCAAGAGAGGAAACUUGAGCUGGCUGAGGGAAUGUUUGGAUAACAGAGUUGGUGUCAAUGGUUUAGACAAAGCUGGAAGUACAGCAUUGUACUGGGCUAGCCAUGCUGGACACAAAGACAUAGUGGAAGUCUUACUGGUGCAGCCAAAUGUAGAACUAAACCAACAGAAUAAGCUGGGAGACACUGCAUUACAUGCUGCUGCAUGGAAAGGCUAUGCAGAUAUUGUAGAAACACUCCUGGCAAAAGGUGCCAGAACAGAUUUAAGAAACAAUGAGAAAAAAUUGGCCCUGGAUAUGGCUACUGAUGCAAUGUGUGCUUCCCUGCUUAAAAAGAAACAAGGGCAAGAUAUAAUGCGAACAUUAAGCAAUGCAGAAGAGUACCUUGAUGAUGAAGACUCUGACUGAAUUUCCUUAAUACUGUUUUGAAAAAUGUACAACCUCUGUUGCCUCCAUAUUCCUCAAAUGCCUUGCUUCUGUAACUACAAAAUGUACUUUUAACAUAUACCCUAAUGAAGUGUUACAAUAAUUUAAAUAAGAGAUUCCUUCCACCAGGUAAAAUAACUACCAUGUCUUAAGAACCAUGAAUUCUUUAAUUGCUUUUAAAUAAUUUUUCUAAGCAAGAGUGUAUGAAUGAUGGAUUUUUCCUUACAUUUCCUGUUAUAUUGAAUAUAGGCAUAGCCCUUUAAAACACAAAUACAAUUUCGGAUAUGUAUAUAUUUAUAUAUAUAAACCUACUUGAAAGGUUAAUAGCCAUCUUAAACCUAUCUGCCAUGAUCAGCUUUAUUUGCAGAGUGAAGUAUCUUAGCAGAAUGGUUGAUAUUUAUCAUAUUUCAUCUUCACACUUUUAUCUCUUGCUUUUUCUGUCUAUCAUUCCCUCUCCCACCUUCAUAUGAAGGCACUGUGAGCUCAAAUUUGGAUAUUGGGGAGGAAAAUAUUUUAUGUAAGGAAAAUACUUCUAAAGUGAAAUGGAGCAGAUGCUGUCCCCUUCUGUCAGCUAAUACUUUCUGUAUAAUACUUGAACAUUAUAUUGCUGUAGAUAAUUCACAGCAAGAACAGGUAGUGUGCAUAAAACAGUCAUGGCCAGAAUUUAGGGAAGCAUGAAAAGUUGGUUACUUCAUCAUCCAUCACAGGAAGCCACAAAUGUCUCUGUCCAUCAGUUGUAUAGAGGAUAAUGGGAAGUUUCCUCCAUUGUGAAAUGAAAAUGGUUUUAGAAACAAGCUGUGUUUUCUCAGCCCCAGUCUUUUUCCUGCAGUUGUCACCUCUAGGGCCAAGCAGACCAAAGCAUCUCCCAACUGUUAGUAUGGGAGGGGUUUGCCCCAGCAUAUAUCACUCUUCCCCAGGAAUUUCACUCUGUCUCUAUCUUUAUGUACAGGUGCCUGCCUCACACAACAGAAUAGUAAGGAUGGCAAACACAGCACUACCACUCAAGGAGCCAUGGCAUUCCCUCUUGGCCCACAGUACUUGGUUCUAAGAAAGAACACCUCAGAGACAGAUGUUUGGAUCUGUCAGCUUCUGUGGAGAGCAGUGCCUGUUGCUUUGUAUAGAGCUGAUUUGCCAUCUCUCUGCCUCGCUCUCAGAAUGGGACAGGAAAGGAUUCAGAGGCAGGGGUGGAGAAGGGAAUGCUGGCUGGACAAAUCGGAAGAGGGUGGUAACUUGGGUAGCUACUGCAAAAUACAAAAGUGCUCUCUGUGUGUGGAUCUCAAUCUUUGUCUCCAAUUUGCAGGAAUUCUGAGAGUUGAAGUCCAAAACCUCUGGAGAACCAGAAGUUGAAAAUUACUAUAUAGCUCUCAAUCAAUCAAUCAAUCUGAAUCUCAUAUUAGCAAAGAGAAGUUAAAAUUAGUGAGUGAGUUAUUAUUGAUUUUCUUUUCUCUAAACUUCUUAGAUUAGUGGUCCUCAGUGUUUGGUCCUCCGGCAACUUUGAAUCUCAGUUCCCAGAAACAGCAGCCACCAUGCCCCAUGAUGAUGGAUUCUUGGGAAUCUAAAACAGUUGGAGAACCAUAGGUUGAGAACUCAUGCCUUAGAUCAGGGGUAGGCAACCUUUUUGAGCCGGGGGCCGGGUAGCUGUCCCUCAGACAACUGGGGGGCCGAAGCCAAAAAAAAAAAAAAAAUUAAAAAAUUAAAUAAAUUAAAUAAAUAAAUAAAC
Molecule: messenger RNA, 2568 nt
Organism: Sceloporus undulatus (fence lizard)
Lineage: Eukaryota; Metazoa; Chordata; Lepidosauria; Squamata; Phrynosomatidae
Gene: OSTF1
Product: osteoclast stimulating factor 1
Exons: 10
Coding region: 186-830 (214 amino acids)
Biological process (GO): signal transduction
Molecular function (GO): protein binding
Source: RefSeq, a predicted model, not a curated record